Amphibalanus amphitrite is the source of this 1556-nucleotide messenger RNA. RefSeq names its product rho-related GTP-binding protein RhoU-like. Gene Ontology annotation, biological process: small GTPase-mediated signal transduction. The transcript has 5 exons. NCBI's taxonomy places the organism in Eukaryota, Metazoa, Arthropoda, Thecostraca, Balanomorpha, Balanidae. The coding region runs from base 278 to 952 and encodes 224 amino acids. The record is from RefSeq and is a predicted model, not a curated record. Gene Ontology annotation, molecular function: GTP binding; GTPase activity.
CAUUAGUCAAUCCUUGGUCAAGGCCGCCUAUGAACUUUUAGUGACAGAAACGGCGCGGAAAGGGUUCACAAGUUGUUUUUUGCUUGCUUUUUUGUGCACAGUUUGUUGCUUACUUAGAAGUGUCCGUGUUAUAUCAUGCAAUUCUGAAUUAUUUGCCCUUCCAUUAUCUCUUUUUUCAUUAACGAUUGUGGCAGCGCAUUGGAAAAUAUACUGACUUGCGCCAGGUGGUCUGUCGUGUGCGACCCGCGCCGGCGCCGCUCCCGGCACCUGAAGAGGCAUGCUGAUUCAGACGGGCGCCAGUCCGCCGUGCAGCCCGGUCAUGGCCGGCAAGCCGCCGCCGCCGCCGGAGCGCGUCAAAUGCGUGCUGGUCGGAGACGGCGCCGUGGGAAAAACGUCCAUGGUGGUCAGCUACGCCACCAACGGCUACCCGAGCGACUACCAGCCAACGACCUAUGACGACUACAACGUGGAUGUGGUGGUGAACGGAAGGCCCGUCAAACUACAGCUCUGUGAUACGGCCGGUCAGGAGGACUUUGACUGGCUGCGGCGGGUCUGGUACUCGGACACAGACGUCUUCGUGGCCUGCUUCAGCGUGGUGUCGCCGAGCUCAUUCCAGAACGUGCCGCAGAAAUGGGUGCGCGAGAUCCGCGAGUACCACCCGCAGGCGGCCAUCGUGCUGGUCGGAACACAGUCCGAUCUGCGCUCCAACGUCAAGGUGCUAAUAGAGCUGGACAAGUACCGGGAGGUACCGGUCACGGAGGCAGACGCCCGUCGGCUGGCACACAACAUUGGCGCCGACACCUACAUCGAGUGCUCGGCGCUGACGCAGAAGAACAUAAAGGAAGUGUUCGACCAGUGCAUUCUCAGCGGGCUGGAGGCGCGGCGCCGCCCUCCGCCGCCGCCGCCCGGCCACAAGAAGCGGCGCGGCUGGCGGCGCUGGCUGUGCAUGUGACUGUGACUGCGAGUGUCUGUGAAGGGACGCAGGCGGAGCGCCCCACCGCCCAGGGACGGUCGCCGACCGGCGGCGGGGAUAGCUCCGCAAAAGUGCCGCCGCAUUUUCCACAUACUGUUGUCGUCUAUGUUUUACACCGUGUAUAAUGAUAAUUUUUAUGUCUUUAUCGCUGUGCCGCGUCGUUGAGAGCCGCUCGUUAAUAUUAUGUUAUAUACUUAGUGCCUCAGAGUUGUGCCGCUGCCCUGGCGUCGAAUACUCAGCGCUGCGCCGUGAGUAGUGCUGCGGGCGCCGGUGGCUGCAGCUCGGCAGUGUACUGCGGGGGGCUGUGCGCAGCUGGGGAGGGGCGGAGGACGUGUGGUCGGUGGAGGUCUGAGGGAGACAGAGGGCAGCUGCAGCCGGGGGCGGCGCGUUGUUGAUGGUUGUUACUGGUGGCGGACCGACGGGUCCUGUACCGGCCCUAUUGGGCGCGGCGGGUGAAGAGACCGGCGGCUUUCAGUGUGUGCCCGGGCCGGGUCGGCGGCCCCUGUGAUGAGCGCUCGGCGCCCGGGAAACGGGCGGCCCCACGUGCCACUCAACGUGCCUGAAUACAAAACGUUCCAGCUUU